AUGUCUGAACAAGCAUCAAUCCAAGAAUCAGUAAAAGAUGGAAGAGCACUAAGGAUUGGCUAUCGCCUUAAUCAGUUGAGUAAAUUACAAGAAUUGAUUUUAGAAAAUAAAUCCAAUAUCAUAGAUGCCAUUUUCUCUGAUAUUUCUGGUACUCCAGAUAUCGGAAUCCUUGAAAAUAUCAAUAUAUACACUACAUUAAAGGUAUUAAAAUCAGAGUAUGAUAACCUUAUGAAGAUUUACAAAACAACAGUACUUCCGAAUAAAACAUGCUUCGAUACAUGGCAUGAGCAGACUGCGCUAAUUAUAGGAAAUUCAUGGGAGCCUUUAGCAUCUACAUGCAUACCACUAAUUUAUGCUAUUUCUGCUGGAACUCCUGCCGUAAUUAAAAUACCAGAGAGCAAAAAUGUGGAGAAGGAAAUUAUGAAAUUAUUACCCAGAUAUCUUGAUUCAGAAUACUACAUUUAUUCUCCAAAGGACGGGGGAGUUCUUCUAGAUCAAGGUUUUCAUAAAACCAUUACAAACCGAUUUCCCUCUGACAAACAGGGAGUAACAAACAGAGCAGAUGGUGUUAAUGUAGUGGCAUUAUUAGAUGUAAAGACAUCGAUAGAAAACGUGUUGCCUGGAAUUAUCAGUUGGAAGGAAAGUGGAAGUGGUCUCACACUUUGUGCCCCAGAUAUUAUUUUGGUACAUGAGUUGUAUUUAGAAAAGCUUGUACAAUACUUUGAAAGUAAUUCUCUGUUGAAAAUAAAAGUAAUCAAUUUACUUGAUGAAUUUCCAACAAGCAAUUUACCUGGUGUUCUUCAUAUAAGUGCCUGUACGACCGAGACAGCUAUCCUUUCCUUGCAAACAAAUAAAAUCAAUCUUUUUUCUUAUUUUGGAACAGAAGCAUUUGGUAACUAUAUUUUAAAAUUUGUUCCUUCAAUUGUUUGUGCUACUAUAAACAAAAUUUCACUUACAUUCUAUUAUGACUUAGACAGAGAAUGCUUUCAAUAUAGUAGAUAUGUUUGCAGAAAUUCACGAUUAAGACAAGAAAAUUUGAAAUUAAAGGCUACUAAUCCUAUCAAUUAUGAAGACAUUAUGGUCAAACCAUUUACUAUUAAGUAUCACAGAAACAUUGGUUUUUUUGAACAAGGAUUCAACCUCAGUUUAGGUAUCAUAUUUGGGACCCUUGUAACAACUGUCGGCUACGCGACGUUUUAUGCUAUCUUUAAAACAACUUGA
This is a messenger RNA of Debaryomyces fabryi, 1221 nucleotides long. RefSeq lists its product as uncharacterized. The transcript is spliced from 2 exons. Gene Ontology annotation, cellular component: cytoplasm. The coding region runs from base 1 to 1221 and encodes 406 amino acids. The record is from RefSeq and is a predicted model, not a curated record. Gene Ontology annotation, molecular function: aldehyde dehydrogenase (NAD+) activity. Lineage: Eukaryota; Fungi; Ascomycota; Pichiomycetes; Serinales; Debaryomycetaceae. Gene Ontology annotation, biological process: aldehyde metabolic process.